Molecule: messenger RNA, 1683 nt
Organism: Diatraea saccharalis (sugarcane borer)
Lineage: Eukaryota; Metazoa; Arthropoda; Insecta; Lepidoptera; Crambidae
Source: the annotation of a GenBank genome assembly
AUUUAUUACCCAUAAUGUCUAUUGUAAGAAUGGACAGAAUUUGGAUCGAGCAAGUGAUUUUGCAACUGGGUAAGGAACAAUUUUUUAUUAUAGCCUCAUUGCUCGUUUUACAGCAAGUGUAAAAACAAAAAUAUAAAUGAAUUAAGUAAAAAUCCUUCACAUGAAUGUAUUUUGUAGUCAACAGCGUAUUUGUUUAUAUCAGUGUCAAAUUCAGCCACAUUAUUUUAUACUUUAGAAUCUUAAAAGUAGAGUUUAAAAUCAUCUGAGGAAAUUUGAAGAUAAAAUAUAAAGGUAUAAUUCUGGUGACAUAAUAUAACUUGCAUCAACAUGGGAGGAUUAUGUUCAUUAGUAAAAUAAUUUUCUAGUAUUUAUGUUUAAGAAUUAUUUUUCACUAAUAAAAUGACUUUAGACUUACCACUUCUUUUGUAAUACAAGUGAUCUAUAGUAAUAAAUCAAUACACUAAAUAAUAAAUAAACAACUCCCCGGUUGACUGAUUAUAUUCUGCAAUUAAGCUUAAAUAAAUUAAAAAUAAAUAAACAUAGAAGUUUUUCAUGACAUAUUGUUCUUUCAAUUACAGCUGAUGCAUUUGAUAUUCGGGUUGUAUGGAACAGGGACACAGCUAUCAUGACUGGAGCUAUGGCAUUGGCGGGUGGUCUGCUUGGAGGUUAUGCUGGAGGGAGAAUGGGUGCAGCACUUGGUGCCGGUAUAGGCAGUGCGACCGGAUUUGGUGUUUCUUCUUAUGUAACACUACGUGAAAUAUGGGAUACAGUCAAGGAAAAACUGAAAGAGUUGCUGUAUAUAGUUUUCAAUUUUCUCCGACGCUUGGACCCUGUGGACUGUGUGCAUGCAUUUGAAAUACUUAUGGCGUGUAGAAACAGUCGACGUGAGCUGGUGUUCACUAUACUGGAAUUUGUUGCACAAAAAUUGGGACGUAAUGUUAUUUCAAGUAUAACUGCCGCAUAAGGUAUAGAUUAUACUCUUACUUAAGAAUCUACUGUCAUUUGUUACCUGCCAUCUGAUUUAAAAUGAAUCCCUAUGGAUUGUGAUAGUAAAAAUUAGAUGAAUAAUAUUGUUUAUUCAAUAUCUUUUGAAAAAAUAAAAAAAUUGUAAUUGAUAACAUGUCAAAUAGUUGUAGUGUGAAGUUUGUGAAUAUCUUUCAAAACUCAAAUUUAAAGGGAUUUUGAUUAAUUUUAAAGUUACAUAAUUAGCUUCCUGAGUGAACAAUUUUUCAAAUCUGACAAUGAAAUUCUAAUUUUAAUGCCUUAUUGUGUACCUCUGGUAUGAGCAGUGAGGAGAUAUUUUUUAAUUAUAUAUUGCAUAUAUACCAUAUCAUUUUACACAUAAUGUGAAUAUAAAAUAUGACAUUAUUUUAUAUUCACAUUGAUUAAGACAGACAAACUAUAUUGAAUUUGACAAGAGCUAUUUUUCAAAUAUAAAUAUCUAUAAAUCUAUAUAUACAUAUAAUUGUACGGUUUUUUAUAAUGUCGAAAAUUAAUUGUCUUAAUAACAUUUCACAUUAAGAAAGAAGUCAAAUUCUUUGUAAAAAUUUAAUUAAUUUGUUUUAAAUAAAUUAUCACAUAAAUUGUUAUUGAAAAAUUAUAGUGAGUAUAAGAUAAAAUUACAAUGGGUUGUGUUUUACCGUCCUUCUAAUGUAGUUAAUGAAUUACUUAUUUUAUAAAAGC